Molecule: messenger RNA, 3401 nt
Organism: Alosa sapidissima (American shad)
Lineage: Eukaryota; Metazoa; Chordata; Actinopteri; Clupeiformes; Clupeidae
Gene: lig1
Product: ligase I, DNA, ATP-dependent
Exons: 27
Coding region: 141-3191 (1016 amino acids)
Biological process (GO): DNA recombination; lagging strand elongation; Okazaki fragment processing involved in mitotic DNA replication
Cellular component (GO): nucleus; mitochondrion
Molecular function (GO): DNA ligase (ATP) activity; DNA binding; ATP binding
Source: RefSeq, a predicted model, not a curated record
GGUGGUGGGGUUUGACAUCACUUUGGCGCCGAAUUGCGCAGCGCGGGUAAUGUGUUUAUGAAAACACGAAGAGUAUUGUAACGUUAAGUUAUACGAUACACCGACCUAUCGCCCGGUUGAAACUUUCCAAAACUCGAAUCAUGCAGCGGAGUAUUGCGUCUUUCUUCCAGCCAAUGAAAGGCAAGGAGAAGAAUGACGGACAGGUGAAGGUGAAAUCAGAGUCUGUGAAGAGCCCACUCAAGCUGCAGAACGGCAACCAGGAAGUGGACUCUCCGGUGAAGAAGCUGAGCAAGCGCAGCCGGCAAAUCCUGGACAGCGAUGAUGAAGAGCAGACGGCCAAUCAGGUCAAAGGAGACGCCAGAGACAAGCCCACCAAGGAGCAGGCAGCCAAUCAGGUCAAAGGAGACGCUGGAGACAAACCCACCAAUGAGCAUGAGUCUGCUCCUGAAGCCACGCCCACCUCUCUGUCGCCAAAGACGCCUGUUUCCCCGGCAACGCCUAUGACCCCAGUGACCCCAGCUGCGUUGGUUGCCUCGGCAACCCCAGUCACCCCCUCCUCCGAGUCCCCCUCUGGGGUUCCCAAGCGCAGGACAGCGAGGAAGCAGUUCCCCAAGAGGAAGUUGGAGAACCGCAGUGAUGGAGAGACAGAGAAGGAGGAGAAAGAAGGAGGGGAGGAGGAGAAGGAGGGAGGACGGGAGAGCAAGAGAGCCAGGACGGAGCAGUCCCAGGAGCGCCUAGACAAAGAGGAGGAGCAGAUGGAGGUGGAGAAUGGAGAUGGACAGAUCACAGAAGACAAGGAGGGAGGAGAGAAGCCCACAGCAGAGGUGAAGAAAGAGAGGGAGGAAGAGGAGGAGGGAAUGAAAGAAGAGAAGAAUGAUGAAAGCCCUGCAGGAAGGAUGAAGGGAGGAGAGAAAGCAGAGGAGAAGAAGAAGAGCUCAAAGAGUCCUGAGACGGAGGAGAGGAUGAAGGGAGGAGAGAAAGCGGAGGAGAAGAGAAGUGGAGAGAGUCCCAGAGCUGUGAAGAAGGGAGAUACGGAGGAGAAGAAGGAGGAGAGGAAGGAGAAGGAGGGGCCAGUGAAGAAGACGGCGGCGUUCAGCAGCUUCUUCACUCCCAAGAAGGCUGCAGUGAAGCUGGAGAAGGUGGAGCAGACUGAGGAAGAGAAGAAGCCCCUCCCCUCUGAGGAGAAGGACCGCCACAGUGCUAAAGGGGCGGAAUCCGUGGACCAGACCCAAUACGAUCCAUCCAGAGCUCACUACCACCCCAUAGACCACGCCUGCUGGGGGCGGGGCCAGAAAGUUCCCUAUCUUGCAGUGGCUCGCACAUUUGAAAAGAUUGAAGAGGAUUCGGGCAGGUUGAGGAACAUUGAGACCUUGUCAAACUUACUGCGUUCAGUCAUCCUACUGUCUCCAGAUGAUCUUCUGUGCUGUGUGUAUCUAUGUCUGAACCAGCUUGGUCCCGCUUACCAGGGCCUGGAGCUGGGCGUGGGGGAGACGGUCCUGAUGAAAGCCGUCGCCCAGGCAACCGGACGACAGCUGGACAAGAUCAAGGCGGAGGCACAGGAGAAAGGUGACCUGGGAUUGGUGGCCGAGAGUUCCCGUAGCAACCAGAGAAUGAUGUUCGCCCCAGCCAAUCUGACCAGCAGGGGCGUGUUCGUCAAGCUGAAGGAGAUCGCCAGCAUGAGCGGCAACUCAGCCAUGAAUAAGAAGAUCGACAUCAUCAAAGGUCUGUUUGUGGCGUGCAGGCACUCUGAAGCCAGAUACAUCAUCAGGUCUUUGGCGGGAAAGCUGCGGAUUGGCUUGGCUGAGCAGAGCGUUCUGGCAGCUCUGAGUCAGGCUGUGUGUCUCACCCCACCUGGGCAAGAAUUCCCUCCGGCAGUGGUGGAUGCUGGGAAGAAGAUGAGCACGGAGAGCCGGAAGUCCUGGCUGGAGGAGAAGGGCCUCAUCCUCAAACAGACCUACUGUGAGAUGCCCAAUUAUGAUGUCAUCAUUCCUGUCCUACUCAAGGAGGGCAUCGACGAGUUGCCCAAUCAGUGCAGGCUUACUCCAGGUGUUCCCCUGAAGCCCAUGCUGGCUCACCCCACUAAAGGAGUUGGGGAGGUGAUGAAGAGGUUUGACGAGGCCGCCUUCACCUGCGAGUACAAGUACGACGGAGAGAGAGCACAGAUCCACAUCCUGGAGAGCGGAGAGGUGCGCAUCUACAGCCGCAACCAGGAAGAUAACACCACCAAGUACCCCGACAUCAUCGCACGCAUCCCGCAGGUGAAGAAGGCGUCGGUCGUGUCGUGUGUGUUGGACUCUGAGGCGGUGGCCUGGGACCGAGAGAAGAAACAGAUCCAACCUUUUCAGGUCCUCACUACCCGCAAGAGGAAGGACGUGGAUGCAGCAGACAUUAAGGUCCAGGUGUGUGUGUACGCCUUCGAUCUGCUCUACCUGAACGGCAAGUCCCUGGUGCGGGAGCCGCUGUGUGCGCGGAGGGCUCUGUUGAGGGAGAGCUUUGAGGAGCAGGAGGGUCAGUUUGUCUUCGCCCGUUCCCUCGACUCACUAAACACCGACGCCAUCGCUGAGUUCCUCGAGCAGUCCGUACGAGACUCUUGUGAGGGACUGAUGGUCAAGACUCUGGAGAGAGACGCCACCUACGAGAUCGCCAAGCGCUCGCACAACUGGCUCAAGCUGAAGAAGGACUACCUGGAGGGUGUGGGCGACACCGUGGACCUGUGUGUGGUGGGGGCGUACCUGGGCAAGGGCAAGAGAGCGGGCGGCUACGGAGGAUUCCUGCUCGCCUGCUACGACGAGGACAAUGAGGAGUUCCAGUCCGUCUGCAAGAUUGGAACUGGUUUCAAGGAUGAGGACUUGGAGCAACAUUACAAUUUCCUAAAGGAACACAUUCUGCCAAAACCCCGCCCCUAUUACCGUGUGGACCAAUCAGCAGAGCCGGAUGUGUGGUUAGACGCUGUGCAAGUGUGGGAAGUGAAAUGUGCCGACCUAUCACUGUCUCCAGUCUACAAAGCUGGGAUGGGAUUGGUGGACCCAGAGAAGGGCAUCUCCCUCCGAUUCCCACGGUUCCUCCGGAUACGAGACGACAAGAAGCCAGAGGAUGCUACCUCAGCAUCUCAGGUGGCUGGUCUGUACAGGCAGCAGCAGCAGAUUCAAAACCAGGGAGACAAAUCAGGCGACCUCGAGGACUACUAUUGAUCUGGCUGGUGAUUGGCUACUCAUGUCAGCUGACCCUCACAGCUCCCUUCUCUCAUUGGCUGUGGCCCUAGUGAUGUCAUAUCCAUGAUGUGUCUAGGUGAAUAAUUGCAAAUGUCCCAACGUGAAUGUCUCUGAUUUUUGUACAUAUUCAUAAUUCCUAAAAUUGUUGAUAAAUGAAACUGAAAUAAAAGAAUGUGUUUUUUUUUUUUA